Miscanthus lutarioriparius is the source of this 651-nucleotide messenger RNA. NCBI's taxonomy places the organism in Eukaryota, Viridiplantae, Streptophyta, Magnoliopsida, Poales, Poaceae. The record is from the annotation of a GenBank genome assembly.
AUGGCGCACCGGGUGGACAACGAGUACGAUUACCUCUUCAAGAUCGUGCUCAUCGGCGACUCCGGCGUCGGCAAGUCCAACAUCCUCUCACGUUUCACGCGCAACGAGUUCUGCCUCGAGUCCAAGUCCACCAUCGGCGUCGAGUUCGCCACCCGCACCCUGCAGAUAGAGGGGAAGACUGUCAAGGCACAGAUAUGGGACACGGCUGGGCAGGAGAGGUACCGCGCUAUCACCAGCGCUUACUACAGGGGCGCAGUUGGAGCCCUUCUUGUCUACGACAUCACAAAGAAGCAAACCUUCGACAAUGUUCAGAGGUGGCUCCGAGAGCUCCGGGAUCACGCAGACGCCAACAUUGUUGUUAUGUUGGCUGGUAACAAGUCGGAUCUGAACCACCUAAGGUCGGUCCCCGAGGAAGACGGUCAAGCAUUUUCAGAGAACGAAAGCCUGUCCUUCCUCGAGACCUCUGCUCUGGAGGCGAUAAACGUCGAGAAGGCGUUCCACACCAUCUUAAGCGAGAUUCAUCAGACGGUAAGCAAGAAGGCGCUCGUCGCGCAAGUGUCUGCAUCCACCAACGGACGCUCAAUGCAAGGAACCACCAUUAACGUCGCUGAAUCAUCCACCGCCACGAAAGGCUCGUGCUGUUCUAGCUGA